This is a messenger RNA of Ylistrum balloti, 1728 nucleotides long. RefSeq lists its product as uncharacterized. Bases 1 to 1728 code for a protein of 575 amino acids. Lineage: Eukaryota; Metazoa; Mollusca; Bivalvia; Pectinida; Pectinidae. The transcript has 5 exons. The record is from RefSeq and is a predicted model, not a curated record.
AUGGUAAAAAGGUGUGCAUACGGUGUGUGUAACAGCCACGACAGAUACAGCGAGAGGGUAGAAGGCAUUUCUUUUCAUGUUUUUCCGAAGCCGAAAACGAACCUGGAGAAAUGCAUGCGGUGGAUCAAGUUAUGCAACCGUCCCCAUUCACAGCUUAAUGUCGACUGGAUUAAUAAAAACACAUUUGUUUGUUCAAAGCAUUUUGUUGGUGGAAAAGGUCCAACAUUUCUUCAUCCUGACCCAGUGCCACAUACUUGUGGCCCAACUGACACCCCAAAACCAACCAGACUACCCCCCAAAAGAAGAAAACUUGAAUUCACAACUCCAUCAAGAACACUUGUAACAGUGAAUGAAGAAAAUUCUGUCAACAAAGAAAAUGUCUGCACAGAUCUAGACAGCAACACUGAUUUAAUGUCUCCUGAUGCACCUGAUCAUGUUUCUUACAGUGAGAAGAAGUCAAUUGCCACUCAGACAGAACAUUUAUUAACAUCUAGACAGAAGUUUUCCAAGUUAGAUGUCUCUGAAAUACGCAUGUCUCUUGCACUGAAAGGACACUUUAUUUCCAAAAUCCCACAUUCACCAUUUCCACAUACUUUGCCAUCUGGGGUUGCAGCAAUGAAAGGAAAGGCAGGAUUUACAACUAAUCCACAAUCAUGGUGUGAUCCAAUGGCCUUGAUGAAAUUAACGAUAGAAAAUAGAUCAAUCCACAAUGAGCUGACAAAAGUGAAGCAAGAAAGAGACAAUCUCAAGGAACAUGUAUCAGUGCUGUCUAAACAUUGUGACCAGGUAUAUCAAUCAAAAGUAAAACAAACUUGUGAUGCAAAUGUUCAAACCAAAAAAACAAAAAGUAACUUUUGUGUGCAUGACAUAAUUGAGGAUGAUAAACAAUUCUUAUAUUACACUGGCUUUACACCAAAUCAGUUCCUGAAUGUGUACACUUUCUUGGUACCAGAUAAAGAGGAGAUACCAUUUGAAAUUCUGACAAACAGAAAAACUGUCGUAAUGGAGCUAGAUUUGAUGAACCAGCUUUUUUUAACUGUGAUGAAAUUAAGGCACGACUUUGGUUAUAUUGACUUGGCUUUCCGUUAUGGUAUAAGAGAACAAACUACAUCGAUCAUAUUCAACACCUGGAUAAAUUACAUGUAUUUAAGGUUUUGUGAAUUGUCUAUCUGGCCCCACAGGGAUGUGAUAAAAGAAAACAUGCCAGCAAAAUUUGCCGAAGAGUUUCCUUCAACGUUUGCCAUUUUUGACUGCACAGAGAUUAAAAUCUACAAGCCUUCUUCCCUGAAAGUUCAAUCACAAACUUAUUCAGAUUACAAAUCCACUAAUACUUUGAAGGGACUGGUUGCCUGUGACCCCAGAGGAUCAAUAAUUUAUGCAUCUGUGCUAUUCUCUGGCGGAAUAUCCGACAAGGAAAUUUUUAUCAAGUCAAAAUGUAAAAACCUUUUGAAAGAUCUAGUGGAUGAAGGGUAUUUACAAAAUGGAAAUAGUGUUAUGGCUGACAAAGGUUUCAAUGUUGAAAAGGAACUCGCAGAGUGUGGUUUGAAAUUAAACAUUCCUCCAUUUGCUCGUCAGGGUACUCAAAUGAGUCAAGCAGAUGCAUUACUGACCGAGGAAAUAGCAACUCAUAGAGUGCAUGUUGAACGAGCAAUCGCAAGGAUAAAAAAAUUCGAAAUUUUGGCAAAUAGGUUACCACUAACUUUGUUUCCCCUAUCUACUCAAAUUUGA